CUCGGCCUCGGACGCCGGGGGCGGGGCCACCCGGGCAUGAAGCGGGGGCGCGCGGCACUGCUACCUUAGAAGCCGCCACUACCAGGCGCCCGGCAGUAUCCACCGCCUCGGGUCGGCGCGCAGACCUCUACCUCUGGGGGAGCUCUGCCGCCGACUCGGUCCCCUACGGUCAUCGCUCGGGCCGCCCUCGGUUCCCGGCCCCUGAGGGGCCCGGCUGUCCGCGGAGGGGGGAGGCCAGCAUGAGCCGGGGGCUCCGCCGGGCCGGCGCCGGGCAGGGGGCGGCGGCCGCAGUGCAGCUGUUAGUCACCCUCAGCUUCCUUCCGAGCGUCGUCGAGGCCCAGGUGGCUGGAGUCCUGGAUGAUUGCUUGUGUGAUGUUGACAGCAUUGAUAACUUCAACAACUACAAGAUCUUCCCCAAAAUAAAAAAAUUGCAAGAACGAGACUAUUUCCGUUAUUACAAGGUUAAUCUGAAGCGACCAUGUCCUUUCUGGGCAGAAGAUGGCCAUUGUUCAAUAAAAGACUGCCAUGUGGAGCCCUGCCCAGAGAGUAAAAUUCCAGUUGGAAUAAAAGCUGGGCAUUCUAAUAAGUAUUCAAAAGUGGCAAAUAAUACCAAAGAAUUGGAAGACUGUGAGCAAGCUAAUAAGCUGGGAGCAGUUAACAGCACAUUGAGUAAUCAAAGCAAGGAAGCUUUCAUUGACUGGGCAAGAUAUGAUGAUUCACAGGAUCACUUUUGUGAACUCGAUGAUGAGAGAUCUCCUGCUGCCCAGUAUGUCGACCUUUUGCUGAACCCAGAGCGGUACACUGGCUACAAGGGGCCCUCUGCGUGGAGAGUGUGGAACAGCAUCUAUGAAGAAAACUGUUUCAAGCCUCGUUCUGUUUAUCGACCUUUAAAUCCUCUGGCACCCAGCCGAGGUGAAGAUGAUGGAGAAUCAUUCUACACAUGGCUAGAAGGUUUGUGUCUGGAGAAGAGAGUCUUCUAUAAGCUUAUGUCAGGACUUCAUGCCAGUAUCAAUUUACAUCUAUGUGCAAAUUAUCUUAUGGAAGAAACCUGGGGUAAACCGAGUUGGGGACCUAAUAUCAAAGAAUUUAAACGCCGCUUUGACCCCAUAGAAACCAAAGGAGAAGGUCCUAGACGGCUUAAGAAUCUCUACUUUUUAUACUUAAUUGAGCUGCGAGCGUUGUCAAAGGUGGCGCCCUAUUUUGAACGCUCCAUUGUGGAUCUUUACACUGGAAACAUGGAAGAAGAUGCUGACACCAAAACCCUUCUACUGAGUAUCUUUCAAGAUACAAAGUCCUUCCCCAUGCACUUUGAUGAGAAAUCCAUGUUUGCAGGUGACAAAAAGGGGGCCAAAUCAUUAAAGGAGGAAUUUCGAUUACAUUUCAAGAAUAUUUCUCAUAUUAUGGACUGUGUUGGAUGUGACAAAUGCAGAUUAUGGGGAAAACUACAGACUCAGGGUUUAGGAACUGCCUUGAAGAUACUAUUCUCUGAAAAAGAAAUCCAAAAGCUUCCAGAGAACAGUCCUUCUAAAGGCUUCCAACUCACACGGCAGGAAAUAGUGGCCCUUUUAAAUGCUUUUGGAAGGCUUUCUACAAGUAUAAGAGAGUUACAGAAUUUUAAAGUCUUAUUACAACACAGUAGGUGCCACUGUAUGUAAGAAAGGACAGCUCUUUUGGUCUGCAUCAGCAUUGCCUUCAGCUGGAAACUUGAGCACAGUUCACAGUACCCCUCCCAGCAGUUUUGGAAACUGAAAUACCUGAGGAAAGCGUAGCUGUUCACCAAAAGGCAGGUUAGGUACAUCAAAGCCCAACACAUAAAUCCAUGUUGCAUUAUCAGUAAUAUCUUUGGGCCCCGCUUUGAUUUUUAUGAACAGAAUUCCAAGUAAUUUGCUGCUGUAUCAUCAGACGCAAGAAAAUGUGAAUUAAAAGUACAUCUUUCUGCAA
Messenger RNA from Cavia porcellus (domestic guinea pig), 1941 nucleotides. It is a transcript of the gene Ero1b, whose product is annotated as endoplasmic reticulum oxidoreductase 1 beta. The transcript has 17 exons. Gene Ontology annotation, biological process: protein folding in endoplasmic reticulum. Lineage: Eukaryota; Metazoa; Chordata; Mammalia; Rodentia; Caviidae. The coding region runs from base 240 to 1655 and encodes 471 amino acids. Gene Ontology annotation, cellular component: endoplasmic reticulum membrane; endoplasmic reticulum. The record is from RefSeq and is a predicted model, not a curated record. Gene Ontology annotation, molecular function: thiol oxidase activity; protein-disulfide reductase activity; FAD binding.